GCCGGGCGCGGCGGCGGCGGCGGAGGGCCCCGAGCUUCCCCGCGCGAGCUGGGAGCCAGAACGGCCGGCCGGAGAUGAGGAGCGGCGUGCCGGAUGCUCACCCAAUGGGAACGGGCGCUGCCGGUCUGCCGCGCAGUUGGCGUGGCCCGAGGUCCGGCACGAGGGCGAUUGCCCGGCCCAGUGCAGCCGCAAGGACAAGAGCCUGGGUCUGCUGAGUCUGCGAUUCCUGCGCAAGCUGCCGCCCUACGCUGGCCCCACGCACACUCCGGACGUCAGCCUGGACCACGCCGCCGCGCAGCUUGGCGUCGAGCGCCGCCGAAUCUACGACAUCGUCAACGUUCUCGAGAGCCUGGAGCUCAUGAGCCGCGUGGCCAAGAAUCGCUACAGCUGGCACGGCCGCGACAGCCUGGUGCGCACGCUGGACGACCUGGAGCGCGAGGCCCGGCGCCAGGGCUACCCCGCCAGGCUGGAGGGCCUCCUGCGAGCCGGCGCGCCAAAGCCAACGCCGGGUCGCGGCAACGCCGGAUCCGCCGCCUGCUCGGCGAUGGAGCAAGGGGGGUCACCCGAGGGCGGGGCGACGAUGGAGCCGGGCCACCGCGAAGACAGCGCGGGCCGGGCGGUGUCAGGCUCCGCAGCUCCUGCUGCUGGCAGCCGGAAAGAAAAGUCGCUGCGCAUGAUGAGCCAGAAGUUUGUCAUGCUCUUCCUGGUGUCGUGGUCAAGAGCCAUCAGCCUGGACAUGGCGGCACAGAUCCUGAUCUGCGACAGCAAACUCGACGACGUCCACAGCAAGAGCACCUUCAAGACCAAGGUGCGACGCUUGUACGACAUCGCCAACGUGCUCAGCAGCCUGGGCCUCAUCCAAAAGGUGCGACUGUCGGAGGGGGGAGGACGCAAGCCGGCCUUCCAGUGGAUUGGAGUCGGCGGAUCCGGAAAUCUAGAUGAAAACCGUGUGGGGAACAAAUCGUUGGUGGCGCAUUCGCUGCAUCCGCACCAAACCGAGGGGGCGUCGAUGCCCGCGAGUGCGGACGAGCCAUGGCGGGGGCAGCAGCCGCUGGGUUCAAGCCCUCCCGACAGCCCGGAGAGACGGGGCACGUCGCCUCCUCGCUGCCCCGUCCCGUCGCCUCCUCGCUGCCACGUCCCGUCGCCACGGAAGUGCCGACGGACCGGCACCAAAGGGCAGCCGCAGCCUUCCCCGGGCAGCCCGCAGUGCGAGCUGCCCACCGCCGAGCGGUGCCCUGGCGUUCCAGUGCCACCUGCGUUGCCUGCGAGCACGGACGAAGAAGAACAAGAUGGCGAUGAUGCCGACGAUGAUGCCGACGACGAUGACGACGACGACGAGUCGCGACGCGCGGAGGAGAAUGGGCAUUACCGGUGCUCCAUUAGCAAGAGACAGUGGGCUGCAAUGCUUGGCUUGCAAGAGGUCUCGCCCCUGGGCACUCCAAACGCCGGCAAGAGAUUGAAACGCCUCCCAAGGGCCCGCCACCCAGCUGAAUGCAGCACAGAGGUGUCCUUACAAGGCAGGAGGUUGCUCAGAAUGGCCAGAGGAAAGACCGGUGCCCCCAAACGCCGCCAUGAAAGGACUGACAUAUUCUCGAAAAGACACUCGGCGACUGAAAAGAAACCCGAAAAGAAACCCCAAAAGACGAGAACUUCACUCAAAUCCAAACAAAAACCUCUGCCCGAUCCUGCUCGUGAUGCACUAACAACCGGGACGUGCGGGCAGCUUCAAGAGGCAUCUGACGGAACUCUCAGCAUAACCAGCUCCGCCGAUGAAGGGGAGCACGACAAGACGGACGCUGCAGGCUCAGAGGCCAAUAAUGAACGCCAGGAAUCCCCAAACAAACACUUUCCAAGAGGCAUCUCGAUGUUUUGUCCAGCGUUCUUCAGCAAUGGGGCUUCAGAGCCAAUGAUGCCAUCCCUUUGCUGGAUUCCUUUUGGAUGUGACCCAGCUGUCACGGGCUGGCCCAGUGGGGAACCAGCGAUGCACCAGCAACGAUCGCAACACACAGCAGGAAAUACCCCUACGCGCGUGAGCGCGGGUUCUACACCAGCGCCCUACCUCAUGCCCCUGCCCAUGCAGGGCUUCCCCGCGUGUAUGGUACCACCUGGCUUCUUCACGAUUGGCACUGCCCCCCAGGGUCUCAGUGGCGGAGCAGAGGGCCCUUUCUGUGGCAUUCCAUGGCCCAACAUGGGGAUGUUGCCGGGAACAGGAAUGCCCUUCCACAUGGGCCCUGUAGCCUGGCUUCCUGGGUGCGAUUCGCACUGAACAAGAAGCACUUCUCUCUUAGAUUCAUGUCAUGGAGAAUACGUGUUUAUUUUUUUUUUUACAAAUGUACAUAAGUAGGAGGACAAAAUGAAUUUUACGUGCGUUUACUUUACAUCAAAUGUGCCUAAAAUUAGUAUUUUACUUUGGUUCAGGUCGGUUGGUUGGAAUUCCCCAAAAAAUGGAAAUCAGUUUUUUUCGAUGAAUUACCACAGCAAGGGAAUGUCCUGCACACGGGACCUGUAGCCUGGCUUCCAGGGUGCGAUUUACAGAAAACAAUACAUUCUAUGUUCGAUUCUAAUUUUAAGGUGAUGUAGAAUAUAGAUGUUUUAAUUGCGUAUGUAUGUUUUACACAUGUACAGAUGAAGAUGGAAAAAAAUAAUUUAUGUAAGUUUACUCUUUCAAAGGUGCCUAAAAUUAGUAUUUUACUUUAAAGGAGGGGGGGCUGGUGGUUGUUUUCAAGAAUUCCCAUAUCAACAUAUCAUAAAAGUGGAAGUUUUUAAUUAAUUAUACAUUGCUGAAAUAAUAUUUCGAUGCCUUCGUUAACAAAAAAUAUCGUGAUAAAAUUUUCCUUCCAAUUACGUAUAUAGCCUCAUACAGCAGGCCUUGUGAGUGGUUUAGUCUAUAGAACAAAUGAACAUUGUGUUUGUUGUUGUUUAACUUUGCUUGAGUACAAGCCAUGGAGUAGCGGUGCAGUCGUCAGAGGCAGUGUGCUAUUAAUUUGGUGACCUGAGUUUGAUGACCGGUCAAGGCUAUCAUCAGUGGUAAGUGAUAUAUGAACCGAUUCUGGUAAUCCCUCAUUCACCGACCCAAACUGGCCAAUGUGGUGAGGCAUGGUCAAACAACUUCCACGAUUGAGGGAUGUGAGAAGGCCUACAAAAAUUAAAUAACAAAGUGCUAUGACUGAUUAAUUAGACAAUGAGUGCAAGCCAUACCUUAAUAGAAUAUAUAUUUAUCGUUAUCGUUACUUAACUCAUUAACCCUCCACUCACAAUAGCAAAAAUGUGAUUACCAAUUAUCUGCAGUGUAUGCGUGCUGUUUCGUGUUACGCAUGGGCACAUUAACUCUAAUUUAGAAAUACGACCUGGCGUUUGCUCCAUGUCUCUUUAAAACUUACUUGUCUAAUGUAUUUACAGGAAGCGUGUAUAUCAUAUUCAUGAACGUUACAUUUGUAUCAUUCUAAUAAACUAUUUAUUUAAAAACU
Molecule: messenger RNA, 3467 nt
Organism: Petromyzon marinus (sea lamprey)
Lineage: Eukaryota; Metazoa; Chordata; Hyperoartia; Petromyzontiformes; Petromyzontidae
Source: RefSeq, a predicted model, not a curated record